AUGGAGGACUGGGGCCACCUGCCAUGCGACCUUCUACACCGUGUCACCGAAACCCUGCUGGGGCUAGGGGGACAGGACAGAGUACAACUCAUAAAAACUAUUCGCCUUGUGAACAAGCACUGGGCGCUCUGGGGAUCCAAGACUGUUGAGCAAAUCGCACCUAAAGGCAUGCCCCUUGCCACGGUCCUGAAAUCCAUGAGUGAAAGAUUUUUGUGCGUGAAGGAUUUUACCCUUUCUGGCUGUUCUGGUAUUGACGAUGAAAAUUUGGUGGCACUUGGCGCCAAGGCUUCGGUGUCCAAAGUUGAUCUGGAGGGGUGCUCUGGCUUCACGGAGGCGGGCUUGAUGGCAGUGAUGGGAUCGGCCUGCUUGGUGGAGCUCAGGCUAAGGGGCGUCCGCCAAACCACUGAUGCCUGCCUGCAGCGCCUGCUGUCUUCCACCGCACUGAAGCGGCUGGAUCUGAGGUACUGCGACAAGACGAAGAGCGAAGGGCUGAGCGCCUUGGCGGAAUUGACCAAUUUGCAGCACCUCCACCUCACGGCGUGCCAGAAUGUCACGGAUGCCGUGGUCUCGAGGAUGACGUCCCUGACACGGUUGUGUCACGUGGACCUGAAAUACUGCGACAAGGUCACCGACGAGGGCGUGCGCACCCUGGCGCAACUGACCACCUUGGAGUACCUCGACUUGACGAGGUGCAGCAACGUUACCGACGGCGGUCUGAGGCACUUGGGCGCCCUGACACAGCUCAGGUAUCUGUUCCUGAAGCAGUGCCGGAAGACGAGCGACGCGACCCUGCAGCACUUGGCUGGCUUGGUGUCCUUGGAAUUCCUGGACCUGCAGUAUUGCGACCGUGUCACGGACGCCGGUCUCUCCUGGCUUCAGGCCCUCACGGCGCUACGCCACCUCAACAUCAGCCUCUGCGACAGGGUCACGGACAGCGGCAUGUCGGUGUUUUCCGCCCUGACGUCUUUGCAGGACUUGAAUCUGACUUACUGCCGGUACAUAACCGAUGGUGGUGUUCGCCGACUGAGCGCCGCUAAGUCCCUGACGCAGCUGCAUCUCGUCAACUGCUUCGUGGUGACGGACGUGGGCGUGGCCAAUCUCGUGCACCUGCCAGCGCUUACGAGCCUUGAUCUGCGGGAUUGUGCUCUCAUCGGUGGCAACAACAUGACCUUUGCCCGCUUCUUGCCGGCCCUCACGUGCCUGAACCUGGGGGGCUGUGAAUCCGUCAGCAACAGUGCCCUACAAAACAUGGCGGGUUGGGUGGCCCUGAAGCAUCUGGACCUCAGCUUCUGUCGCAGGAUUUCGGACCAGGGCCUAUUUUAUCUGUCCCGACUCAGGCGGCUUGAGCAUCUCAACCUGAGCAACUGUCCCCGCGUGAGGGACUACGGCCUGCUGCACAUAUCUUCUCUCCAUUCCCUUCGCCUUCUCGAUGUGAGCCACUGCCGCGGGGUCACUGCGUUUGGCCUCAAAGCCCUAGGGUCCCUGCCACAACUCCGCAUAAUUAGGUGA
Molecule: messenger RNA, 1509 nt
Organism: Ostreobium quekettii
Lineage: Eukaryota; Viridiplantae; Chlorophyta; Ulvophyceae; Bryopsidales; Ostreobiaceae
Source: the annotation of a GenBank genome assembly